Messenger RNA from Penicillium canescens, 1290 nucleotides. RefSeq names its product 60S ribosomal protein uL3 (gene rpL3). Gene Ontology annotation, biological process: ribosomal large subunit assembly; translation. Gene Ontology annotation, molecular function: structural constituent of ribosome; RNA binding. Lineage: Eukaryota; Fungi; Ascomycota; Eurotiomycetes; Eurotiales; Aspergillaceae. Gene Ontology annotation, cellular component: ribosome; cytosolic large ribosomal subunit. The record is from RefSeq and is a predicted model, not a curated record. Bases 1 to 1290 code for a protein of 429 amino acids. The transcript has 7 exons.
AUGUACAAGCAGUUCACACCAUUUGCCUUGGCACUCAACAGAGACCCAUCAAAUCCAGGGGAAAAUAUCGUCACUCCCACCACCUCGACGACUAACGACACCAGGGUCAAGAUGAGUCACCGCAAGUACGAAGCGCCCCGGCACGGCUCCCUUGCCUACCUCCCGCGCAAGCGCGCUGCCCGUCACCGUGGUAAGGUGAAGAGCUUCCCCAAGGAUGACCCCAAGAAGCCCGUCCACCUUACUGCCUCCAUGGGCUACAAGGCCGGUAUGACCACCGUUGUCCGUGACCUUGACCGUCCCGGUGCCAAGAUGCACAAGAAGGAGAUCGUCGAGGCCGUCACCGUCAUCGAGACCCCUCCUCUCGUUGCCGUUGGUGUCGUUGGCUACAUCGAGACUCCCCGUGGUCUCCGCUCGCUCACCACCGUCUGGGCUGAGCACCUGAGCGACGAGGUCAAGCGUCGCUUCUACAAGAACUGGUACAAGUCCAAGAAGAAGGCCUUCACCAAGUACGCCAAGUCCCACGCCGAGUCCUCCGGUGCCUCCAUCACCCGCGAGCUUGAGCGCAUCCAGAAGUACUGCACUGUCGUCCGUGUCCUCGCCCACACCCAGAUCCGCCAGACCCCCAUCAAGCAGAAGAAGGCCCACCUCAUGGAGAUCCAGGUUAACGGUGGUUCCGUUUCCGACAAGGUUGACUUCGCCCGCAACCUCUUCGAGAAGACCAUCGACAUCGACUCCAUCUUCGAGAAGGAUGAGAUGAUUGAUGUCAUCGCCGUCACCAAGGGUCACGGUUUCACCGGUGUCACCUCCCGUUGGGGUACCACCAAGCUGCCCCGUAAGACCCACAAGGGUCUGCGUAAGGUCGCCUGUAUUGGUGCCUGGCACCCUAACCACGUCCAGUGGACUGUCGCCCGUGCUGGUCAGAGUGGUUACCACCACCGUACCUCUUGCAACCACAAGGUCUUCCGCAUUGGCAAGGGCUCCGACGAGGGCAACGCCUCCACCGAGUUCGACAUCUCCAAGAAGCAGAUCACCCCCAUGGGUGGCUUUGUUCACUACGGUGAGGUCAAGAACGACUUCGUCAUGGUCAAGGGCUCCGUUCCCGGUGUUAAGAAGCGUGUCAUGACUCUGCGCAAGACUCUCUACCCCCAGACCAGCCGCAGGGCUACCGAGAAGGUCGACCUCAAGUGGAUCGAUACCUCCUCCAAGUUCGGUCACGGUGCUUUCCAGACCUUCGAGGAGAAGAAGGCCUUCAUGGGUACCCUCAAGAAGGACCUUAUCGAGACUGUUUAA